Dinoponera quadriceps is the source of this 2415-nucleotide messenger RNA. RefSeq names its product protein PTCD3 homolog, mitochondrial. Gene Ontology annotation, biological process: mitochondrial translation. The transcript is spliced from 10 exons. The coding region runs from base 138 to 2105 and encodes 655 amino acids. NCBI's taxonomy places the organism in Eukaryota, Metazoa, Arthropoda, Insecta, Hymenoptera, Formicidae. Gene Ontology annotation, cellular component: mitochondrion. Gene Ontology annotation, molecular function: rRNA binding; protein binding; ribosomal small subunit binding. The record is from RefSeq and is a predicted model, not a curated record.
CAAUGAUUACGUUCGACGCGCUGAUCUAACUUUACCUCACGUAACUUAACCUUAACCUCAAAACACGUUACUUGGAGGUUAAAUAGAACGGAGGAACUUUGAAAAAAUAAAAUUGAUUUAUUUCGACAGUUGACACGAUGAAUUCUUUAACAAGAAUUUCCCGUAGGAAACUAUGCCAAGAGUUAAUAAUACGAUUACAAUCGACAGCGGCAACGUCAUCUUCGUCUUCAGAUAUUCAUGUGCCAAACAGAAUAGAACGUGGACCAAUGGAUAUCUUGAAGGCUCUUGAGAGCACGAUAUCCAGGGACUAUACAGCACCACAUUAUAAAUAUCACGACGACCCGUACCUGACACCGCUGUCAAAAUUGCAGAACCGUUCAUUCGCAUUAGCACGUGAGUCUGGGAGGAAAGCUGCCAUGUGGGUUCGACAAGAACAUUCUGAUUUGUUUCAACACAAAGUGGCGGAUCCUGAGAUCAAGGCAUUCAUACCACCUCCAGUUUACACGGAAAACAGUGCAGUUACGGAGGAGACGUUGUUAUACGAAAUAUCAAAUGGCAACGUUCCCGACUCGGUCACGAUAUAUGAUUUGUUGAAGGGCGAUGUGACGGUACCCACGAAGCAGGCCUUCUUGGAAUUAUUGUGCUUCUACAACAACAGUGAGCCCACCAGCACCGAUUUCCUCGAGACCCGCUGGUAUCAAUACACUAACAAACGUAACAAGAAUACUUGGAUAAGCCGACCACAAAUCGACGUGCUGUUCGACUUUCUGAUACAGCAGGAGCCCGCAGUGGCGGCUGCCGCGUACGACACGCUGAUAUGCGGCUUAGCUAAGUAUUUCAAUAUGGACAAGACAUGGCACUUGUACACGGAAUGCCAGGGGAAGAAAAUACCAUUGUCCGUCAGGGGGUACAACAGUGUGAUAUCGUUGGCGGCGAUGAUGAGCGAAGGAGACGAAAAAGCGAGGGCCUUGAUAGUUGACAUAUACCGGUCGAUGGCCGCGAACGGGAUCAAGCCGAAUAUUCACACGUUCAACGCUGCUCUUCAUACGGCGAGCGUUUUGAAGUCGAACCGGGCGGCCAUCGAUUUCACGCGCAACAUACUCGCCGACAUCAGGCGGUUCCAACUGAACCCGUCGUUAACCACGUAUUUCUAUGUGCUGCGUGUCAUAUGUAGAUUCGGUGACUCGGCGUACCGCUGCUUCAUGGAGAUCCUGAGGUCUCUGAAGGAGGACACGCCUGUCAUCCAGAGUGCGACGGACAUGAAUUUCUUCGUGACCGCGAUGGAUAUGUCCCAGCAAUUCUGCAAUCGCGAGGCGGGCGAGGCGGUGAACAAGCUGCUGCUUACCGGCGACAACUACAAGUUCAUCGGCGACAAUUUCAGAGAAAACGCUUAUUACCGGGCGUACUUGGAGCUGAUUCUGAUGACGGAGGACUUCGACGUGUUCUUCAAGCUCUACAACAAGCUCGUGCCGCACGUGGCGAUACCGGAACCCUCCGUGAUGCAGGCUAUAUUAGAGACUCUGCAGCUGCUUCCCGCUGAGACCGUCACGCAAUAUAUACCGAAAAUCUGGUCCCACAUGAUCAUGUUCGGUCAUCUGGACAGGGAAGGCUUAUUAGAGCGUAUAUUGCACUUGAUCAGCGUACAUUGCAAACCCACGCCCGAUUCCCCGUUGAACGCGCAGUUCGCGGAGGUCGCGCUCACCGUCUGGGAUCACAUACAGACUCAAAAUACCAAGAGGCUACAACACAUGACGGUGCCGAGCACAGUGAUGGGCGACAUCGCGAUGCUGCUUCUACGUUGCGGCAACACUGACAAAAUGAUGGACGUUAUCCUGACGUUGGUGAAAUCGCCGCAUCUGAUGACCGGCACCAUCUCGACGGAGCGUAUAAACGAAAUGUUCGAGGUUUGCCUGGCUCAAGCGCACACACCGGCGAUCUUAACCAUCAUCGAAUACGUCACUUCUUCCGGUCUGGAAGGAGCCGGGGAAAUGGCGAAGAAGCUUCACCAGACCGUACCUCUUACCCCCUUGCAGGAGAACAUGUUAAUCGGCUUGGUGGGUAACGUCCUCGAACUGCCGCUCUCCGACGAGCAGUCCUCCGAGUGAAGCGAAUCGCAGAGGCACUUAAUAGCGAUUGUAAUAGCGCAGCGACGCGACGAUUCCUGCUGAAAUGCACAACCAGUGCCGUCGUAUAAUUAAUUUUCCCAGCUUGGGGCUCCUGUAAGGAGGAUAAGGACGAUUCCUUCGACGACAGUUCGUUAUCGUUACGUCGUCGUUGCGUAACGAUAACGACACUGUCGUUAGAAGUCAGAGAAUCAGCCUAUUCCCAGAUUAAACUAAUUUCUAAAAGAUCUCUCAAAGACGUCCGAAAGAUAUGUAAAAAAAUAAAACGCCUUUUCGAUGGCUCUUCAAGACA